CUCUCCUUUGUUUGGCUUUAUGUGUAACGACGCCAUAUAAACAAUUGAAGCAACAGUUUAAACCGAAUCUUCACUUGCUCUUCCCCUUUUCCCGUGGCUGUUGGCCUUCUCUUCGCAGCAGUUUCGUAUAGGAAAUUUUGAGAGAGGGGAAUCAUAUUUAAUGUAGAUAGGGUGAACAUAAACCUGGAUUUCCUUUUCCUUUCUUUCCUUUCCUUCUGUUACAAUUGUGCUAGAAGAUGGAAGGACUACAGUUGAGCUAAGAAAAGCACUUACACAACAAGCUCUCAAUUUUCUUCUACCAAAGGCAAGGGAUAAACACCUCUGUUUCUCUCACUCUCUCUCUCUCUUCCACUUUCCCUCUCAUAUAUAGGGGGUGGAGCUAUAUUGAUUCUCAAUGUUCAUGUCUGCAUUUGCACUCUACAAUGAAAAAUAUAGCAACUUGUUACAGCGAACAUGCCAUAAAGGUAUGUUCAAACCAGGCUUAUGUCUCCCCCAACUUGAGCCCUUCAAUCCAAGAUUCAAUUACAUGUCUAUACAAAGCCAAAUUCAGCAACAAAAAGCAUCUCCUCAUCGCAAUCACCUGGUGCAACCUCACAGGCCAAGGAUUCACCAUUGGUGUCUGUAAAGAUUCUCACCAAUUACGACAGAUUCGAGGCAAGAAAGCAUUUGAAUCCUACGAUUCCAAGAUUGAAGUGUUUUGGGAUCUAACCAUGGCUAGGUAUGAUUCUGGACCCGAGCCGGUCAAUGCGUUUUACGUGGUGGUAUUGGUUGACUCAGAGCUAGCUCUGUUACUUGGAGACAUGGAUGAGGAACCAGAUGUGAGAAAAUGCACAAUUGACAUCCCAGUUGGGAAAUUCUCGUUAGUUUCUCGCACUGAACAUUUCUCAGGCGACUACUCCCUCUACUCAACCAAGGCUCAAUUCUGUGAAACCGGGAGCUUUCAUGAUAUUGUGAUCAAGUGCAUUGGAGAAGACAAGGGUGGUUCAAAGGAUUCGGCAUUGACUGUUUGUAUUGACAAGAAGAAUGUGAUUCAAGUUAAGAGAUUGAGAUGGAAUUUUCGCGGGAAUCAGACGAUUUUCGUUGAUGGGUUGCUGGUGGAUAUGAUGUGGGAUGUGCAUGAUUGGUUCUUCAAUUCAACAUCAGGAGGGUAUGCUGUGUUCAUGUUCAGGACAAGAAGUGGAUUGGAUAGCAGAUUGUGGUUGGAGGAAAACAAUUUGGACCAAAAAGAUCAAGAAAAAGUUGGGUUUUCUUUGCUGAUUCGUGCCUGUAAGAACCCUGACUGAUUCUCUGUUUUUUAUUUUUUUAUUUUCUCCUUUGAUUUUUUUUAUUUUUAUUUUUAUUUUAUUUUAUAGAAUGGUUAAUUUUUAUAGUUACAGGAUGAUAUGAUAUGGUUAACUUGGUGCGAAGAAAAUUAGUUUGAUAUUUUUUUAAAAGAUUGAAAUUGUACACGAGACCUCUAAAAUGGACUUUUACUUUGUCUCUCUCUUGUGAGAGAGGCAAAAUUUCUUC
This is a messenger RNA of Cornus florida, 1509 nucleotides long. RefSeq lists its product as uncharacterized. Lineage: Eukaryota; Viridiplantae; Streptophyta; Magnoliopsida; Cornales; Cornaceae. The coding region runs from base 423 to 1283 and encodes 286 amino acids. The record is from RefSeq and is a predicted model, not a curated record. The transcript is spliced from 2 exons.